Ambispora gerdemannii is the source of this 321-nucleotide messenger RNA. NCBI's taxonomy places the organism in Eukaryota, Fungi, Glomeromycota, Glomeromycetes, Archaeosporales, Ambisporaceae. The record is from the annotation of a GenBank genome assembly.
AUGUCUAUGUUUCGUCUUUUUAGUGAAGUUAUAGCUAAUUUGUUAUUUUUUCGUGCAUGCAUGGAUAGAUCGUCUGCCAAUGCCCAAAUGGCUGUUCAUCCACCAUCUUCUCCUUCAUAUGACAAAGACUACCACACAACAAAUCUGAAAUUUUGCUUAGCACAACAAAGAUUUCAUUCCAUGCUUGAAAACAACAAAAUGAAGGAUACGAUUUCAUCCGGAGACAACACUCCAAACUGUACAUAUUUCACUCGCCGCAGCGGCGCGGAAGAGUACGCAAACAAGUACCCAUUCAUGAUGGGCAAUUAUGAACUGAACUAG